GGCUUUAUCUCUCACCCGGCUCCGCCCGCCGCCGGCUGUCUCCCGUGACCGCACCGCACCGGCGGGCGCAGCGCCGGCCAGGGCAGCGCCCAUGGGCUGCGGCAACUCCACGGCCGGCGGCGCGGGCGGGCGAGGUGCUACAGGGACUACAAAAGAUGUAGCAGAAGAAUCCAUAUCAGAUGAUGACAAAAGGAGGAACUAUGGUGGGGUCUACGUGGGCCUGCCGUCGGACGCAGCUGCCAUGGCUCCCAGUCAGACGAAAGCUGCACCCAAAGUAUUUUAACCACCUUUGUCUUUUGUUUUCUAAUUAAGAUUAGAAGGAAAUAAAGACAUCAAGAUGCAAACAGCUGGAGUCUACUAAGACCAGUUGCCAGUGCUUUAGAGAGAGAUGUCUUUGUGCUGAAGAAUUUGAUAUUUACACAGCCUUCUGGAGAGCAAGAGAGAUCAGAACACCAAAAAAUCCAAACUGUUGCAAGUUCCAACUACGGGUAAAGCUUCAAGUACAGCGUUGAAUCAGUUUCCUAUGAUAGUUGCAUUAUGGAAACCUCCUGCUGUUCUCCCGUGAAAGAUGAAAUUAGUGAACUCAUGGUGGAUGUUUCUGCACAAGAGCUAACUUUGAUGAUCUGCAACUUAUUUCUCUGUGGCCAUAUUGCAGACUCCAUUAGCUAUCAGCUACGCUUCAUAUAUUUUUCUCCAACAAUUUUUGAUAGAUUUUAUAUAGAAAACCAUCACUACUGUCCACUCAAUAGUUUCUAUGAAAUCUGCUACUUGGGUUAUCAACGAUUUCAGGCUUCCAGCUCCUGAAGACAAACAUGCAUCUCAUUCUUGACCGUCGACCUCAAACGGAGAUGAAAUAAGCUUGAAGAUUAAGAUGUGGUGUUAAAAUAUCUCGCAGUAUGAAUGAAAGUCUGUAGAUUCUAUCUGCAGAGUCUUGCUCUAGCAAGACAGGCUGGUGAGGACUCAAGUAGCACUGAGUGAUAAACACUCAGGCUUUCUUCCUAUCUGCUUACCAUAGCAUGAGGGUAUAAUUUUCACUUCACAUGUUCCACAAAUGGCCUAAAUGGUUUGCAUAGCACAAGUCUAUUUAGUACAAAGCAGUUAGGCCCAUGCCUGACCUGAUCAUGAUUGUCUUUUCCAAAGCAGAAAAAGCACCAGUCGUCCCAAGAUAUAUCAGCGUUCAGCUUGUGCUCAGAAAGCCAACAGCAGAUGCCAGUAAUCAACCCAGUUGUUUACCCACUUCUUCAGUUGCUGGGAAGAAUCAUCAAAAAGGUGGACAGGGCUAAACUCAAACAUCACUUGUUCUGCUACUGACAUUUGAAGCCCCAUGUGUGGGCGGAGGGAGGAAAGAGGUGAUUGCUGAUGAACAGCUCCUUGCAGCUGGUGGUGGGACAGUUGCAAAAGGGUACUUUCCUUGGUUUACAGCAUUGCUUGUUUUUCCUGUGCAGAGCUACAGAGAAGCUUGGAGCACUUUGCAGAAUUGGUCUUUUAAUGUUUCAUCCUCUGAAUGUGUGGGAGGUACAGUGGUUUCUUAAUAUUUUUGUUCCUCUGCCUCAUUUAAUCUCAAAACUUUACUGACCAACUGACAAAUGUUCACCAUCAUGGACUGCAGCCUCUAAAAUAGACAUAUAUUCAUCUAUGCUAUGCAGGCCUGUACCCACCAAACUGAAGAGCUAGGGCCAUGCCCUUGUCUUCAAUUUGCACUCUCGUCUUUUGUUUUCCCAAGGAUCCACGAAUCUAGAAACUGUGUGACAGGACUCUGUAUUCUAUCUUGGCCAAAUUCCACUUAGGGAACUGAUUUGCUGCUCAUGAAAAUUCCUCUAUGGUGAGCAGCCUUUGUUAAUAAAAGCACAUCACAUUUCAUGGAGAAAUGAGUGUAUCUGCUCUUUCAAAACUUACAAUCUAUGGAUAUUUCUGUUAGGAGAAGGAACAGAAAAGAAACCCUAUAUGCCAGCUGCCAGCUGUGCAUGUGACGGCAUCCUUGGAGAAUAUUUAGGCACUCAAAUGAUGGUUCAAUGGGAGAACUGAGAACUGAAUACAGGGAGCCAUUGAAUGACAGAGUUAUUAUUAAGAAAUAUACUUUGGUUUUGUUAAAACAUCUUGAAUUACCAUUUGUGAAAAAUAAACAUUUAAAUGUUGGGGCUGUAA
Corvus hawaiiensis (hawaiian crow) is the source of this 2145-nucleotide messenger RNA. RefSeq names its product chromosome 4 C12orf75 homolog (gene C4H12orf75). Lineage: Eukaryota; Metazoa; Chordata; Aves; Passeriformes; Corvidae. Bases 92 to 283 code for a protein of 63 amino acids. The record is from RefSeq and is a predicted model, not a curated record. The transcript has 7 exons.